AUGAGCAGCAGUAGUAGUACUUUAUCAUUAGUAUUAUCACUAAAGUCAAUAACAUUACAAUUGAAUCGCAGUGUGACAAUUUUGAUACUAUUGUUGGGUCAAUUUGGUAAUAUAUUAAAUAUCUAUAUAUUUACACGUAAACCAUUACGUAGAAAUACUUGUGGUCUUUAUAUAUUAUCAUCAACAAUAGCAAAUAUAUUUUCAUUUACAUUUGGUCUUAUUCCAUAUAUUCUAUCCAGUGGUUAUGGUAUUAAUUUAUCAACACGUUCAGCAUUUAUUUGUAAAUGUCAAUCUUAUUUCUAUUAUGUUUGUCUUAUAUUAUCAUCAUGGUUUCUUUUAUUGGCAUGUAUUGAUCGUUAUUGCUCAACACAUCGAUCAGCUCAAAGACGAAAAUUUAGUCGUUUAUCAAUAGCUUAUCGUUUAAUUUUAAUAACAACUAUUAUUUGUUUUCUAAUACAUAUACAUUUUUUAAUUUAUAUUUAUUACACUUCAACAAAUCAAUGUGCAGUAUUAACACAAACAUAUAUAAUAUUUCUUUAUUGUUAUCUAGUUAUAUUUUAUUCAUUAUUAACGCCAUUAAUCUAUCUUUUAUUUGGUAUAUUAACAGUUUUAAAUGUAAAAAAAUCAAGUCGUCGAAUUAUACAAACAGUAAAUCAACGAACAAUAAAUACACAGUUAAUAAAAAUAUUACUAAUACAAAUAUUAUCCUAUACAUGCCUAACAUUACCAUAUUCAUUGAUGAAUUUAUAUUUACUUUUAUUAUCUUAUUAUAAAGUAGAACGAUCUCAAGAAAGACAAGCAAUU
Didymodactylos carnosus is the source of this 804-nucleotide messenger RNA. The record is from the annotation of a GenBank genome assembly. Lineage: Eukaryota; Metazoa; Rotifera; Eurotatoria; Philodinida; Philodinidae.